AUGGAUAAUGGCUGUAAUUUCAUCAAGGCCUUCAAAAGGUACCAGCCAGUCGAGGAGGACGACUCUGAGGAUGACGAGGAUGAGUAUGCUGAGGACCCAAGUGGCUGGACAAGGCCAAAGGGACUCCCAUGUAACACCAGGCUGCAGCAGAUGGAUGGCCAUUUCUGGAGGGUGGGACUGGACCGUGUGUCUGCCUGGUUGUUCGCUGGCUGGGAUCCCAAGAAGUUUCGCCAUGUGUCUCAACAUCGAGUCCGUCUGAUGAUGAAAAGGAAAAAAAAGAAGAAAGUAAAAGACCUGGUACGCUUACUGAUCGGCUUCACUGACAAGGAGAUGGAAGCAUAUGCAAGAUCUCAGCCACACGGCCAUGUGGCGCGUUUCCCUGAGUGGAAUCCGGCUCACAGGACCAGGCCAAAGGGAUGCCCACGUAACACUUGGCUGUGGCAGAUGUAUGGCCAUUUCUGGAGGGUGGGACUGGAACGUGUGUCUGCCUGGUUGUUCGCCGGCCGGGAUCCCAAGAAGUUUCGCCAUGUGCUUCAAAAUCAAGUCCAACUGAUGGAGAAAAGGAAAAAGAAGAUCAAAGUAAUGGACUUCAUUGAGAAGAGGAUGAAAUCAUGUGACGUUAAUCCUCAGGGUCUUUCGAAAUAUACAGACUUCUUGCUGCUUGAUUGUUAUAGGCUAAAAAAUGUACAUUCCAUUAAGGAUCUUACUAUCGAAGGAAUUUUACAGCAGGAGGUUUUUACCUUUGAAGACAUGAAGCUUGUUGCUUAUGUGUGUCUUAUGGGUAAUUGGAAAUAUGAGAAGGAUUUUGCUUUACUGCCGCUGGAUAUGCGCAAACAAUGUGCUAAGAUACUUCCUUCUGCUAUUUUAAGUAAAUAUGGACCUCCCUCCAAGAUGCGAGGAAUCUACAGUAUUUGUCAUCCUGAUAGGGGGGGUGUUGAUCCAAGUUCCAUUUUUGAAGAAAGAAAGUGUCUCGUUAUAUUUCCCAAUGAUCACCAGUUGAUGAAUCGAGAAUUGAAGUAUAUACCAUGUUUGUUUAAUAGGCCUUUGGGUUCCAUAAUCUUUGAGGAAAUUUGCCGGUUCAUAAACAUAGUACCGCACUCUGCUGGCGUCCUUUAUUAUGAAUCUAAUGGAAAUAUAUGCAGGGUGACUGAAUAUAACGUUUCCACAUACUCAUUAUUAGAAUUAUUGUUCAAAGAGAGGAUUGAAAUGAAAUGUGAAAGCAAAUAUAUAGUCUCUCUCACUAAAGAAGAUUGGCAAGGCUUUCUGCACCGUGCUGCAGUUUGUUACAUUUAUGUUAAGGACCACUCGACAGCUACAGGCUUCUUGCUGUUUGAUCGUUAUAUCCUAACAAAUGCACAUGUCAUUAAGGAUAUUAUACCCCGCAGUCUAGAACAGAAUGACUUGACUCCAAAAGGAGACGCCUCCCCUCACCGAGGCGGAAUACCUCGAUCUGUCUCCCUUUUUGAGUGUCGGAAGGAGCCCCCUCCGAUUUUCGACCCAGCGAUGUUCACGUCACCAAGAUUCCCCGCCUCUUCUCUGCCUGCGCCCACAGUUCGUCUGCCCGCUGCUUCGCAACAUUUUGGAAUGACGGCGCCCGAAGCCUGUGCAAUCGUUCGUGAGCCUGAAUCCUGCGCAAUCGCUCGUGAGCCCGAAGCCUGUGACGACUCGAGAAGCCUGACCAGGGCAACUUUUCCCCCCAAGUGGAAUCCCUAA
Messenger RNA from Paramormyrops kingsleyae, 1713 nucleotides. The record is from RefSeq and is a predicted model, not a curated record. NCBI's taxonomy places the organism in Eukaryota, Metazoa, Chordata, Actinopteri, Osteoglossiformes, Mormyridae.